Molecule: messenger RNA, 2170 nt
Organism: Carassius carassius (crucian carp)
Lineage: Eukaryota; Metazoa; Chordata; Actinopteri; Cypriniformes; Cyprinidae
Product: Fc receptor-like protein 5
Exons: 9
Coding region: 53-2170 (705 amino acids)
Biological process (GO): cell surface receptor signaling pathway
Molecular function (GO): transmembrane signaling receptor activity
Source: RefSeq, a predicted model, not a curated record
ACAUCUGCUCAAAACAUCUGCUCAUGUUCUUCAACUUCCCUCCACUCGUGAAAUGUCAGCUAUCACAAGACAAGAACCACGUCGACUGACACCGACAAGUCAACGAGCGAUGAGUCUGUGUGGAGUUGUGCUGCUGUGUAUCGUGUGUAUCCAUCAAGUGCGCAGCAGUGAGGAAUACAUCACUGGUUACAGUGGCCAAUCAGUCGUCCUGAAAUCUGGAGCAGACAGAUCAUGGAACCUCAGCAGAGUUCAGUGGUCCAUUUAUCAGAACACCACAUUCAUUGCGGGUCUAAAGGAUGGUGAAGUGAUUAUUUACAAGUUUUGGAGACAUGAGGGUCGACUUGACUUCAGCAAUGAAACGGGAGAUUUAACAAUCCGCAAUGUGACAGUAGAGGACAGCAUGACAUACAACGUGGCUUUGGUCAAAUCAGAUGGCUCGCGGAGCCAAUCUAAAGUUCAUCUCACAGUUCGAGCGAGACCAAAAGCUGUGCUGAAGGUGACUCCAGAUGAGCGUGUGUUCAGAGGAGAGACAGUCACUCUCACAUGUGACAUACAGGGAGCAGGACACACUCAGUGGAGUUACAGCUGGUUUAAAGAUGGAUACCUUUUCUAUGAAUACACAACAACGACAGCAGAGAUCAGUUUCACAGCUGAGGUGUCUCACAGUGGUGAAUACAGCUGUAGAGGAGACACACACUCACAGAGAUCAUCAGACAUCAGUGCUGCUGUUACACUGACUCUAUCAGAUUCCCCCAGAUCUACACUGACUGUGACUCCAGACAGUCCUGUAUUCACUGGAGAGACAGUCAAUCUGAAGUGUGUGAUUGAGUCUCACAGUAACUGGAGAUAUGAGUGGUAUAAAGACACAGACGGUGUAAUGUUACAGACGUCUGAUCGUUACACUGUAAACAGAGACACUCUCACUAUCAGAGGAGUAAUUAUAUCUGAUCAGGGUCAGUACUGGUGUAGAGGACAGAUAAGAUCAGUCUCAUCUCAAUCAAGCUCUGCUGUUUCUCUCUCAGUGAAGGAUCUGAAGCCAAAGCCUGAACUCACAUCAGAUCCUGCAGGAGCUGCACUGACAGGAAACACAGUGACUUUGAUCUGUCACAUGAAUCCAGCCACUGGAUGGGACUUUUACUGGUACAAACACACACUGAACUCUGAGACAAAGACACACACAAACUCCUACAGAGUGAAGAUUGAUUCAGUGUCUGCUGGAGGCCAGUACUGGUGCAGAGCUGGAAGAGGGAAACCAGUCUACUACACACAAUACAGUGAUGCACUGUGGGUAAAUGUUACAGUGAGUCCUAAAGCUGUGGUGACGGUUCGACCUGAUGAACAAGUGUUCAGAGGAGAAACAGUCGCUCUUAGAUGUGAUAUAAAGUGGGGAGGAGACACUGAGUGGACGUUCAGAUGGAAAACAGAGGGAACAAACUACCAAAAUAACUCAAUUUCAACACAAGAGCUGAACAUCAGCAGUGUUAAAGACUCUCACAGCGGUAAAUACAGCUGUAGAGGAGAGAUGGGAACACAACGCUCUCAGGGCAGUGAUGCUGUUACACUGAAUGUAUCAGCUGAAGCUCAGGCAGCAGUGCGAGUGUCUCCACAGCCGUGGCUGACUGAAGGAGACUCAGUGACUCUGAUCUGUGAGGUUACAGGCUCCUCUACAGGCUGGACGUUCAGCUGGUUCAGAGAUGAUGAUCGUCUGUCAGACAGCAGCAGAGAAGCUGGAGGCUCUUACACUCUCAGUCCUGCUGCUCUACAGCACACAGGAGUUUAUACGUGCAGAACAGAUAGAGGACGGCCGGCCUAUUACACAAAGACCAGUAACACACAGACACUGUGGAUCACUGGUCAGGGGUCGCCGGUCUCUCUGGUGGUCCGUCCCAGCAGAAGUCAACACUUCUCGUCUGACUCUCUCUCUCUGAGCUGUGAGGAUCAGAGGAACUCUGCUGGAUGGACAGUGAGAAGAUAUACAGACAGAAACACAGAAGAUUGUUCAAAACAAACAGGAUCUACAUGUCGACUCGUCUCUCUCAGCACAUCUGACUCUGGAGUUUACUGGUGUCAGUCUGAAUCUGGAGAGAAACGUCAUCCUCUCAACAUCACUGUGCACCAUGGUGAUGUGAUUCUGGAGAGUUCUGUAAUCACUGCAGAUACUCUUGAGUGA